Molecule: messenger RNA, 3297 nt
Organism: Lasiosphaeria miniovina
Lineage: Eukaryota; Fungi; Ascomycota; Sordariomycetes; Sordariales; Lasiosphaeriaceae
Exons: 13
Coding region: 1-3297 (1098 amino acids)
Biological process (GO): protein phosphorylation
Molecular function (GO): ATP binding; protein kinase activity
Source: RefSeq, a predicted model, not a curated record
AUGUCGAGAGAUUCAUACUUGGAAGCCCCCUCGACCUUGGAAAUGCGAGUCGAGGAAAUGUAUCAGAAUUGCGCACUCGGCAAUGACAAGGUGUUUCUCCCUGCUGGGGAGUACCAACACCUCGUGACCAAGGACGCCAUUAGGGAAAAUCUUGGGCUGAACCGGAUGAGCCAGGAAGAUGAAGCAUUGCUGGACUUCAUUCUCAACCGGGCAGUGCGCGUCUUUCUUACCUUCUGUCUUUUGUGUCAGAUCAAUUUUCAGCAAGGGUCCCGCAACAAGUUUCUGAAAGCCUGCCACAGAUAUGGCUUCGACGACGGCUGGCUUCCGGUGGAAGCCAAGACUCUAAAGACGAAUCGUCCUUUCGGCCCGAAUUUUGACCAGAGCGCUGGUUUUUGCCACACCCAGUACCGCUACCUCACCCCGGUUUUUUCAAACGCACGUUUCGUCUUUGGGCUUGAACAGGGCCAUUUGCUUCCCUUCACCGAAUGCAUCCAGAGAUACACACACGGCAUGUCAUGUAUAGUCUCUGAAGCUGUGAUCCACGGAGACCACCUAGAGGACCCACCUCUUGAUUUCAGGGGCCGUAUAAGACACAUUGCGUUGAAGAGAAUCGGUCUUGGAGGCGGCAACGGCGCGGCGGGAGUGGAAGACUUUCGGGCCCAGUUUGACAACGAAUUGCUCGGUGCCUUCACGAAGGACCACACGGGCUACUUGAUGUUUCUGUGGGCUGAUGGAGGUAAUCUCCGUGAGUUCUGGAGCGCCGUCGACCCGUUGCAGCUGAACAGCGAGGAAGUACGCCAUCUGGUACGGGAGUUUCUGAACCGGUUUCGCGGGCUUUCGGACGGCUUGGCAAAGCUCCAUGUCCACAAAAAGUACCGCCAUGGAGAUGUGAAGCCGGAAAACACGCUGAGGUUCCUGGACGGGACAACGCGGACCGGAACACUCCUCAUUGCUGAUUUCGGUCUAGCAAAGCAGCACUCCAAUCCAACUGCGGCUCAGGGCCCGACAACGUCUCUUGGGUGCGUCAUGUUGGAGCACGUUGCCUGGCUGCUCUAUGGUUCCUUUGAGAUCGGCCAGUUUCAAAAUGAUUUGGCCCACAACCCCAAAGGGGGGUUUCACACCAAAGCGGCCGACUUCACCUUUGUCCUCCGGCCGCAGGUCCUGAAUUUGAUGGAAGACAUCAGUAAGAAUCCCAAUUCGGCCCCCGGCACGGCCCUCGGCGAUAUUCUACGGUGCAUCGCGGACCAUCUGCUUGUCUUCACAAUUCCAGACAACUGGGGCGAAGCGGAAGAGGCUUUGGCAGGAACCGCCAAUCUCAGAGCUGGGACCAGGGCCUCGGCAACGGAAUUGCGUUGUCUGUUGGACGAAAUAAUCAAAAAUACUAACAGCAGGGGCCGUCACUGUCUGUUUAGAGGGGGGCAACGGGUGUCCAGGGAGCGAGGAGCCCCAACAGCGUUUCCUGUUCGGCAGAAAAACCCCACACUUACGCCAAACGCGGAUGCCCCCGGCCCGGCAGCCUCACAUGACAGCCAUCGCAGUCCUGUGCCAUUGCAGCAACCAUGCCGAUCCCGGAAGGCCAUGACUAACAUCUCUCUCUCCAAGGCUUCCCCAUGGGAACAAGAUCCCAGAAUGUACCAGGGCUCUAAUUUCCAUUCUCAGAAUCUAAAACCGCAGUGGACACAUGACAGGAAGUUUGGUUUUACUGACGUUGUGAUGAAAACCGCUUUGGUGCAAACUCCAGCGAUUCGCCUGACAAAUGAGCAGAUGAACAAGACUUGGGAUUUCUCAAUUGACGAUGAGGUGGCCCCCAAAUUGUUGACCAUCCUUGGGAUGGCGGCCAUGUUCCCAGAGUCUCUUCACGAAGCCGCACCGCUCUGCCGCAGCUGCGAGCGGUUGAAGUUUGGCGACCCAGGAUUCAGCUUCGGCUACAAGUGUGAUGGCAUCAAGCGGCGAGCCGUCAAAUGCGGCUUGUGCAAAAUGCUCUGGGGUAUCUGUGAGAGACAUUGCAAGACGGCUCAGACCGACGUCAAAUUCGUGCGCUAUCAGUCAACCCUGAGGCUGGACGAUGGCGUGGACCCGGUUCUUUCGCUCAUCAGCAGUCCACACUUGAAAACCGCCACUCCACUCCAGCUCGGCUUUCCCAAAGUGCCCAGGUCGGGAUCCGACACGCACUUUGCCAUCAUUCGGCAGUGGUUAGAAUGUUGCGACAGCUCGCACCCGGCAUGCGGUUCUGGGAACAGAGUCAUUCUCCCGACGCGCCUCAUCGACGUGGGCAGUCCCGGAUCGACUAAAAUCCGGCUCGUCGAAACGAGGGAGUCGGGGCAGUGGUUAGAUAGUCUCGAAUACGUCGCCCUGUCUCAUCCCUGGGGAACGCCUCCGCAUUUCUGCACCUUCCCAGACGACCCCAACGACCCCCUUGCCAACAACACUCUCUCGCAAUACAGGAACGGCAUCAAGGUCUCCAUCUUGCCCGCUACGUUCCAGGAUGCGGUACACGUGACGCGGGCGCUGCAAAAACACUACCUCUGGAUAGACUCGCUGUGCGUCCUCCAAGGUCCCCGGGGCGAUUUCGCGGACGAGGCCAAGCGGAUGGAGGACGUGUACAGCUCGGCGUACUGCGUGCUGGCGGCGAGCUCGGCGAGCAAUCAGACGGACGGCUUCCUCGGGGACUCGUCGUUCCCGUCGCUGGCGCUCUCGGGGAACCGCGGCGAGGAGAUCCGAUGGUACCAGGAGCUGUAUGCGCAGUACUCACGGCUGGGCAUGUCGCGCGACUCGGGCCGGCGGAUGGCGAUCCGCGGGCUCGAGUCGCGGCUGAUAGCCGCGUUUGCGCGCAAGCACGGCGCCGGCUUCCGGGGCGGCCUCGGCGUGCUUGACGACGGGCCCGGCGGCGGCCUGCUGUGGCGGCGCGGCCACGGCGAGCCCGCGCUCGAGCCCAUCGCGUUCCCGCAGGGCCGCGAAGGCGCGCCGUCGUGGUCGUGGAUGGCCUGCCGUGGCGCCAUCGACUUCGUCCAGGUGGCCGGCGGCACCGUCGAGUGGGAGGCGACGGACCUGAAGCUGGCCUGGAGCUCGAUGCAGCUCGUCGUCCGCGCAAGAGACCUCCGCCAAGACGGCGCCACGCUGGGUGGCAGCAGGGAGCCUGCCAGACUGCUCGUGUGGGAUGACCCUGGGAAGGCUUCUAGCCACGGCGUCAAAAGAAACAGCCAUGCUAGUAACAAAAUUGAGUUUACUUUGUUGGUCGGCCAACUUGAGGCAGAUGGGCAAAUGAAAGCUAUGUGGAUCGAUGAAAGGGGCGGCUAG